CUCCACUCCACUUCCUCCUAUCCCUCCCUGCACCUCGCCCGCCGGCCAUGGCGCCGCUCCCGGCGCCCACCGCCGCCUCCGCCUUCCUCUUCCACGCCGCUCCCCGCAACCACCUCAAGCCCAAGCCUUCCUCCAGACCCACCACCCUCUGCGCCGCCUCCUCCCCAUCCCCCACGCCCUCCCUCGCCGACCAGCUCCAGCCGCUCGCCCGCACGCUCCUCACCGACAAGCCCACGCCCUCCGCCGACAACCCUCGCCCGGAGCCCACCUGGGUCAACCCCUCCAAGCCGCGCCCCACCGUGCUCUCCCUCCACCGCCACCGCCGCCGCCCCGCCGCAUCCCACCCCUCCUCCGCGCCGCUCCAGCCGCUCCUCCGCGACCUCCGCGCCCUCCCCGACGACGCCGACCUCGCGCCCACCCUGCACGCCUUCUUCCCGCUCCCAUCCUCCCCGCCGACCCCCUCCGACGCGCUGCUCCUCCUCAACUACCUCCACCCCACCUGGCGCAAGACGCUCUCCCUCCUCGCCUACCUCCGCGCCCUCCCCACCUCCUCCUUCCCCGCCGCCCAAGAAACCAUCCUCUACAACGUCGCCCUGAAAUCCCUCCGCGCCGCGCGCCGCUGGCCCGAGGCGGAGCAGCUCGCCCUCGACAUGCUCGCCUCCAACGUGCCCCUCGACAACAUCACCUACUCCACCCUCAUCACCGCCGCGCGCCGCUGCCGCCAGUUCGCCAAAGCCAUCGAGUGGUUCGAGCGCAUGUACUCCUCCUCCCCCGCCGUCCUCCCCGACGAGGUCACCUACUCCGCCGUCCUCGACGUCUACGCGCAGCUGGGGAUGAAGCAGGAGGUGCUGGCCCUCUUCGACCGCGCGCGCGGCAGCGGCUGGAAGCCCGACCACGUGGCCUUCGCGGUGCUCGCCAAGAUGUUCGGCGAGGCGGGCGACUACGACGGCAUCCAGCUCGUCUUCCGGGAGAUGCGGGACGCCGGGGUCCGCCCCAACAUCUUCGUCUACAACGCGCUGCUCGAGGCGCUCGGCAAGACCGGCAAGCCCGGCCUCGCGCGCAGCCUGUUCGAGGAGAUGGCCGCCGAGGGCGUCGAGCCCAACGCGCGCACGCUCACGGCCGUCGCCAAGAUCUACGGCCGCGCGCGCUGGGGCCGCGACGCGCUCCAGCUCUGGGACCGCAUGCGCGCCGCCAAGACCCCCGCCGACAGCAUCCUCUGCAACACGCUGCUCGGCAUGUGCGCCGACGUCGGCCUCGUCGCCGAGGCCCAGCAGCUCUUCGCCGAGAUGAAGGACCCCGGGCUCGACCACGUGCCGCGGCCCGACAAGUGGAGCUACACGGCCAUGAUCAACAUCUACGGGAGCGUCAGGGACGCCGACCGCGCGCUGCAGCUGUUUGCGGAAAUGCUUCAGGCCGGCAUCGAGGCCAACGUCAUGAGCUACACCAUCGUCAUCCAGUGCCUCGGCAAGGCCAACAGGAUACGCGAUGCUGUCGAACUACUCGAGGCGGGGCUGGAGCGCGGCCUCAAGCCCGACGACCGCCUCUGCGGCUGCCUGCUCUCCCUCGUCGCCCUCAGCACCAAAGGCGGCGACGAAACUGACCUCGUGCUCGCCUGCCUGGACAAGUUCAACCCGAACCUAGUCAGCCUCAUCAGGAUGCUAGGCGACGCGCAAACCGGCGCCGAUGAGAUCGACACCACUCUAAAGGCCGUGCUGAACGCGGCGGACUCCGUGGUGCGCCGCCCCUACUGCAACUGCCUCAUCGACAUAUGCCAGAACCAUGGGUUCCCUCCGCAGCGAUCAGCACAGCUCUUCCGCCUCGCCCAGCGCUACGGCCUCUACUCCAAGCUCCACAUCAGGAAGGACGAUGCCGACGAGUGGCUGCUGGACCUGCACUCGCUCUCCAUCGGUGCCGCCAAGACGGCGUUCGACGACUGGAUGAGCACCCUCUCGGAGCGUGCCGCUGAGAGCAAGCCCCUGCCGCAGUCCUUCAACGUGUUCACCGGGUCCAGCACCCACAAGUUCGCGCAGGGGCUUGCGAGCGCGUUUGCGGCUCAUCUUGAGGAGAUUGCGGUGCCGUUCCGCCCCAAUGAGUCGCAGGUCGGCAGCUUCGUCAGCUCGAGGGACGAACUGGUCCCGUGGUUGCAGACUAGAGGUUCUUCGCCGGCGGUUGUUGCAGGAUGAUGGCUGCACAUUCUGCAAUGGGUUUUGCUGGAGGAUGCUCCCAGUUGCAAGGUGGGAAAAAUGAGUGAACUUGAUGGGGUAAAGUAGCUCGCCAUCUAGUGCACACUCCGUGGACAACAUUGUACUAGUUUUUAGGAAGAGAAGUAUGGUGGUCUCUUCAUAAGGUUAUGUAAUUCUUCCUUCCAUAGCUGGCAGAGUUAGGCGGAAAUGAUGACUAAUUCAUCAUGCUAAUAGUGAUGCUUUUGUACCAAAAUUUUGAAAUGCCACUUCUCAAAUACCAA
Lolium rigidum is the source of this 2464-nucleotide messenger RNA. RefSeq names its product pentatricopeptide repeat-containing protein At5g46580, chloroplastic. The transcript has a single exon. The coding region runs from base 48 to 2183 and encodes 711 amino acids. Lineage: Eukaryota; Viridiplantae; Streptophyta; Magnoliopsida; Poales; Poaceae. The record is from RefSeq and is a predicted model, not a curated record. Gene Ontology annotation, molecular function: protein binding.